Achroia grisella is the source of this 1606-nucleotide messenger RNA. RefSeq names its product zinc finger protein 234-like. NCBI's taxonomy places the organism in Eukaryota, Metazoa, Arthropoda, Insecta, Lepidoptera, Pyralidae. The record is from RefSeq and is a predicted model, not a curated record. Gene Ontology annotation, molecular function: DNA-binding transcription factor activity; RNA polymerase II cis-regulatory region sequence-specific DNA binding. Gene Ontology annotation, biological process: regulation of transcription by RNA polymerase II.
UUCAUUUCUGUCGUGAGAUGGAAAAUUGUAAUGUUGUAAUUGUAAAGUGAGAUAGAAAUAAAAUACUUUGAUCCAUAAAAGCAUUAAUAUUGUAGAAAAGCUCGUUUAUAACAUAAUUUAGAUUGCAUAUAGAUAUGCACAUACAGUGUGUGAACAAAAAAGUGUAAUGAAGUAGCCAUAUAUUAUAGUUGAGUGAUCAAGAUGUUCACCACCAACGCCGUGCAAGCCGGCACGGUACCGACCCUUCAAUACCAGGAACACCCAACACAGAAAGCACAAGGGAAGAAUAUUGAGACUGUUCAGCAAAAAAAUGCACAACAAACUCAACAAAAUCAGCAACAACAACAGGAAUUUCCUACAUUUUGCUAUACCACAAAUGUAAACAUGAUUGGCAAGAUUGGUACGGGUACAACCAGUGGUACUGGAGGGGUUGCGGGCAGUGUCAAUAUAGCUCAACUAACUACAAGUGAUGACAAAACAUGUUACAUUGCACAACCAUUCUCUUACAACUACGCCCUGGUGAACCAAAUGCAAAUAGCUCCAAAUGGAAUCCAAAACACAAUCUCAAACAUAAGUUUUAAAUGUGAUGUCUGUGGUCUCAUGUUUGGCCACCUUAGUUUACUCAAUUCCCACAAAAGGAUACAUAUUCAAGAUACAGAUAGCAAUAUAACAGUAGUAACAACUGGUGUGAGUGCUAACAAUGAAGUGACCAUGCCUCCACAUAUACAAAUACUCUCGUCCGACCCUAAUGAACAACAGCAGCAGCACCAUGUGCAGAUUCAAGACACAAAACCAGUUAUAAUAGAUAAAGUACAGAAAUGCAUUACUUGUGGAGGUCCCAUUGCUAACAACCCUAAAAGGAAAGGCCCGAAACUUAUAAGAUGCGAGAAUUGUAUUGCUCAGGAUACUGUAGAACAGAGAAAUAACCAGAUGAAUUCUACACAAGUUUUCGUUGCAUCAGAAGACAACGUGAAGUUCGAAGUGAGCGGCGUCAGCAGUAUCCAACCGGCAAGUGAUCAGCAAAUAACCAGACCACUCAACAAUCAGCAGCAACAAAAACCUUUACCUGGUCACCAUCCUGUAAAGAAACGGAACUUAGCCGCUGUAACAAAAUGUCAAAACUGCAAUGGCUCUGGAAUUAUUUUUGUUGGUGGAAAUAAAAGUAAACUAAAUCAAUCAAAUAUGGACAAACCAUUCCAUUGUAACAUAUGCGGCGGUUCAUUCUCUAGGUAUUCUUCAUUAUGGUCACACAAGAAAUUGCACUCUGGGGAGAAGAAUUUUAAAUGUGGUAUAUGUGGUAUCGCGUUUGCUAAAGCUGUUUAUUUGAAAAAUCAUUCCCGAAUUCACACAGGAGAAGAGCCAUAUGGUGAUUAUAGAAUAAAUUAUUAUCAGAGACUAUUUAUUUAUCCUUGCAGAUGUAAUACUUGCGGUAUGCAAUUUUCUCAAUCGCCACAUCUAAAGAACCACGAAAGAACGCAUUCUGGAGAAAAACCAUACGUUUGUGAGGUCUGCGACAAAGGUUUUGCGAGACACGCAACAUUGUGGAAUCAUCGGCGUAUACAUACGGGGGAGAAACCUUACAAGUAAGUGAUAAGUAUGCUCAUAU